Tilletiopsis washingtonensis is the source of this 3584-nucleotide messenger RNA. RefSeq lists its product as hypothetical. The transcript is spliced from 2 exons. The record is from RefSeq and is a predicted model, not a curated record. Bases 73 to 3342 code for a protein of 1089 amino acids. Gene Ontology annotation, molecular function: protein binding. NCBI's taxonomy places the organism in Eukaryota, Fungi, Basidiomycota, Exobasidiomycetes, Entylomatales.
CCUCACACCGCCUGCACAUCCUCUCGCCCAUCCGCACUCCACACUCCGCGUGCACCGCUGCGCACACACGCCAUGUUCGGCGCCGCAGCCGGCCCCAGCAGCUGCGCGCCGCCGCGGGCCCGGCGGCGGCCACGCUCCCGCCUCGUCGCCCUGUGCGGCCUGGCACUCGCAGCGGGCGCAGCUGCUCAGACGGCGCCGGCCACGACUGUCGCUCCGCGAUGGGGCCAGGCCGCCGCGCUCGUCGACAGCCUCUUUGUCGUGCACGGCGGCAAGACGCAGGGCAUCAAUGGCGGCGGCUUCACCUACACGGGCGCGCCGAAUUCGCCCGACGUGCUCACCCUCGACCUCGCACAGCCCUUUGCGCCUGCCGCAGCGCCGUGGCAGACGCUCAACACGAGCGGCGCGCCCGCCGUCGCCUUCCACUCGCUCUCGCCGCUCGGCGCGCGCCGCCUGCUCGCGUUUGGCGGCGACGCCAGCGGCACGCUGCCGAUCCAGACGAACAACGACUCGGCGUACGUGCUAAGCCUCGGUGACGCGGCCUGGACGCGCGCAGAGCCGGGCUGGGGCGAGCCCAUGCGCCGCAUAUACCAUGCCGCCGAUGCCGAUGCCAAGGGCAACGUCUGGCUCGUCGGCGGCGAGAAAGACGACGGCUCGAGUCUGUACUUGCCCGAGACGUGGGCGCUCGACGAUGCGUCUCGCUUCGAGUCGCUCGCUGCGCCGAGUGCCAGCCUCGUCGACGGCACAGCCACGCUGCUGAGCGACGGCACGCUGCUCAUGCUUGGCGGCCUCGACGCCAAUGGCUCAGCGCACGGCUUUGACUCGGUCGCCGCGUACUCGACGCGCAGCGGCAGCUGGUCGCUCAUUGGCACCGAGGGAGCCAAUACCUCGAGCAGCGCCAUUCCAGCGCCGCGUCGCGGACAUGUCGCCGUGAGCCUGCCGCACAAGCGCAUCUUCAUGCACGGCGGCGCCUCGGCCGACCUGUCGCAGGCGUACGGCGAUGCCUGGGUGCUCGACUGGAGCGUCACGCCGCCGUGCUGGACCGAGGUGCUGAGCCCCGGCGGGCCCAGCGCGCGCUACGGCCACGCCGCAGUGGCAUAUGGCCGCCAGGUGGUGCUCGGCUUUGGCUGGACGGGCGGCAAUGCCGCCGACACCACGGCACACGUCUUUGACGGCACGCUCAUGCAGAUGAGCAACGGCGUGUGGACGGGCGGAAGCUGGGCCAGCACGUACGUGCCGGAUCCGGAUGUGGCCAAGUCUGGCAGCACGCAGGGCAAGGGCGGCAACGGCUCGAGCUCGAGCGCGGGCGAUGCGGGCGACGGCGGCGGAUCGCCCAGCGAGGGCCGGCCGUUUGGCGAGCCUACGAGCUCCGGGCGACCGACCGACGUCGGCAGCAAGGGCGGCGUGUCGUCGGGCGCCAAGGCUGGCGCCGUACUCGCCGCGUUCAUCGGCGCUGGGCUCAUUGCCGGCGGCGCUUACGUGCUAUACCGCCGGCGCCAGAGCAGCAGCGGCUCUUACUACCGCUCCGGCGACGGCGGCGCGGGGCUGCUCAGCGGCGACGACGACGUGCAGAUGCUGGAGAAGGGCGGCGCAUGGGGCUAUGGACCGCCUCCGCCGAGAGGGCCCAAUGCAGCCGCAGCGUGGACCGCCGGCAACGUGGGCCAUGCCAUGGAGGGCUCGGGCCCGCACCUGCGCGAGCGUCUCGCCAUGCUCACCGGCAUCGGCCUCGGCGGCGGCGCCGCGGGCACGCAGCGCUUCGACAUGCUGGCCGACGAGGACGUGUACGACGAGUACGGGCAUCCACGCGCCGCAUCGCACCGCGCCUCGGCUGUGGACGACGUCGACGACGUGGAGCUCUUCUACCCGCAGCGCGUGCGCGAGCGCUCGUGCGGCAAGCUGGAUGCCGACGACGUCGAGGAGGACCUGUCGCUCGGCGACAUGGGCCGCGGCGCCGGCGAUGAGACGUACGGGCGCAGCGACAUGGGCGGCGGCGACACGUACGUCACGUCGCCGUUCGAGGACGAGGUCAUGCUCGGCGUCGGCACGCGCAUGGCGCGCAACGCCACGAUGCUGUCCGACGACGCACACUCGGACGAAGGGCCGUCGAACGACCACUCGACCGUCUCUGGCGGCAAGUCGUCGAACGAGGGUGUCGUGUCCUUCUCCGACGCCUCGCACUCGCGCCGCCAGGGCGGACCGGCCGGACCGCGCGCCAGUCCGGCGACUGGCAUGAAGCGCAGCGCCACGUGGUGGGACCGCAUCGUCGGGCAGGGCUUCCUCGAGCGCAGCGCCUCGGGGCGCAUGCUGACGGGCCCGCGCGCCGACGAGCCGAUCCGCGAUCCGGCGCCGGCACCAGAGCUCUCGGCCAUCCGCGAGGCCGAUCCGUUCGGAGACGAUGCUGCGCGCCUCGACGAGCAGGGCCGCCUGUCAGGCGAUUCUGCGGCGCUGGCUCGCAUGUCGAACGCAUACGGCGCCUCGGCGGCAAGCCUGCAGAGCGUGCGCACGGCGACGAGCUCCGUGCUCGAGGCGCAGCUGCAGGGCAUGGAUGUGGUGCAGCGCACGCGCACCGCCAGCAGCCGGCGCACCACGAGCACGGCCGAGAGCGAGGCGAGCCUGACGCGCGCCAACACGCGGCGCACGCGCCGCGAACGCACGCAGUCCGACGCCGAGGAGACGCCGGGCAACAUGGUGUGGGGCCCGGACGACUGGGCCGCCAUGCAGACGGUGCUCGAGGACGACUCGUCGGCGGAGCUGCCGUCGGUCGAUACCGUGCACGGCAUGUAUGCUAUUGCUUCUUCGUCGCAGCCGCUGGACGUCGCACGCGCGCCGUCGCCGUACAAGGCGCUCGUCGAGUCGCCCUCCGACCUGCUCUCUGAUCUGCCGGCCGAGCCAGCGGCACUCGCCUCGCGGCCGCAGCGCCAGCCAUCGCGCCGCCGCACCGCCUCGGACGCACCCAGCAUCACGCCGGCGACGACGAAGCGUGCGCGCGCCAACCCGCAGCUCACGGCGCCGCUGAGCCCCAUGGCGCGACAUGCUCCGCCGCCGCCGGCACGCGGCAGUGUGCGCGAGCGUGUACAGGCGUUCGAGCGGCAGGCGACGGGCGAGCGGCAAGCGACAGGCGAGCGUCUCGAGGGCGGCAUGCUCAGUCCCGACGGCCAGCUGUUCGCCUCGCCGCUUGCCAGCCCUGCCGACGAGGGCACCUCGCCGACAGCCACGAGCGGCAGCGCCUCGACGGGCGACUCUGCCAUGAGUCCGCGCAGCAAGGCGCGCGUCACGCACGGCCUCGUGCCCAAGGCGCAGCUCUUCGUCGCCAACCCGGAUCGCGAGGGCAGCGGCGGCAGCUGAGGGGCAGCCAUCCAACGCAGCCGCUGCGGCAGCGACCCUGCACCUCUUCUCCAACAUAGACACGACCUCAUCUUUCCCCUUAACGACGGAUUAACGACCGGCUCGGCUCCUUCUGACUUGUUACCCUCCCAUACCAUGCCCCGCCGGCGCUGCACACAGCAUGCCGGCGACCUGUCCAUGUACCUACCUGGCCCGUCACACACACACUUGCACGGCGCUCGAGCAAUGAAUGACUCGCGUCA